CACAUUUCUUGAGGUAUGAUUGGCCAGAAAGAAGCACGCUAGAAGAGCGCACGAUAAAUUCGAUAUUUGCUCAGCUAUGUAGCUAGCUACUGUAGUUUGAUUGUUUAUUGAACUACAGUUUAAGUGGCCCUGGUAAAGUCUCGCAAGUUACAGAAAAUGACCACUUUAGUUCUUGAUAACGGAGCUUAUUCGGCCAAAAUUGGAUACAGCCACGAAAAAGUCAGCGUCAUCCCAAAUUGUCAGUUUCGCUCCAAGACAUCAAGGCUGAAGACUUUUACCGCCAACCAACUGGAUGAAAUCAAGGAUCCCUCAGGACUGUUCUACAUUCUCCCUUUCCAAAAGGGUUACCUUGUUAAUUGGGAUGUCCAAAGAAAAGUGUGGGAUCACCUCUUUGGAAAGGAAAUGUUUAAGGUGGACUUUGCAGACACCAGUGUAGUGAUCACAGAGCCCUACUUCAACUUCACCUCCAUUCAGGAGUCCAUGAAUGAGAUCCUGUUUGAGGAAUACCAAUUCCAAGCAGCUCUCAGAAUUAAUGCUGGAUCCCUGAGCGCCCACCGCUACUUCCAGAUGAACAACCAGGAGCUGUGCUGCAUCGUGGUGGACAGUGGCUUCUCCUUCACCCACAUAGUCCCCUACUGCAGGGGGAAGAAAAUGAAAGAUGGGAUAUGCAGGAUCAACGUAGGAGGCAAGCUACUGACCAAUCAUUUGAAGGAGAUUAUUUCAUAUAGGCAGUUGCAUGUCAUGGAUGAGACCCAUGUGAUCAAUCAGGUGAAAGAGGAUGUGUGCUAUGUAUCCCAGGAUUUCUACAAGGACAUGGAUAUAGCACAGUUAAAAGGAGAGGACAACACAGUGAUGAGAGAUUAUGUGCUACCAGAUUUCAGCUCCAUCAAGAAGGGCUUUUGCAAGCCAAGAGAGGAGAUGAACUUCACAGGGAAAUACAAGACUGGAGAGCAGAUCCUGCGCUUGGCCAAUGAGAGGUUUGCCGUCCCAGAGAUGCUCUUUCACCCCUCAGACAUCGGCAUCCAUGAGAUCGGCAUCCCUGAAGCGCUAGUCAACUCCAUCAACAACAUGCCAGAGGAGAUGCAGCCCCACUUCUACAAGAACAUUGUCCUCACUGGGGGUAACACAUUGUUCCCAGGGUUCAGAGAUCGGGUGUACAAAGAGGUCCGCUCCCUCACACCCACCGACUUCCAGGUUUCUGUGCUGCAGCCACCCAAUCCAAUCUCCUACCCAUGGGAAGGAGGCAAGCUCCUGGCAGAAAACCCAGACUUUGAUGAGAUGGUGGUCACUCGCGAAGACUAUGAGGAGAAUGGACAUUUCAUUUGUGAAGAAAAGUUUGAUAUCUAAAGGACUUUAGUUGUAAUCAUAUGUCUCACAAAGGUCAUUGGACAGAGGAUGGCUGAAGCAACUACAGCAGAUCCAACAAUUACAUUUAAAAAAAACUGAAAAUGUAAUUGGAAUUCAGAUUUCUAGUACUGUUAUUGGGAUGCAGACUUUACAUUCUUACGUCUUCGGCUAUCAUUAUAAAUGUGUGAACAUUGAAUCACAGGUAGUGCCCAUCAAAGGAGUGUAGAACUUACCAAUUCAAAUUUACCACUGGGUUUGCUGGCAAACCAUAAAACAAAAAUUCUAACUCAAUACAGUAACAAACCACCCCUAAAGCCCCUCACUCAUCAUUAAAUUGAUCCAGUGAGUUUAUUUGCUAAAUAAACACAUUCCUCAAGAGUC
Messenger RNA from Oncorhynchus tshawytscha (Chinook salmon), 1728 nucleotides. RefSeq names its product actin related protein 6 (gene actr6). NCBI's taxonomy places the organism in Eukaryota, Metazoa, Chordata, Actinopteri, Salmoniformes, Salmonidae. The coding region runs from base 157 to 1347 and encodes 396 amino acids. The transcript has 11 exons. Gene Ontology annotation, cellular component: Swr1 complex. Gene Ontology annotation, molecular function: nucleosome binding. The record is from RefSeq and is a predicted model, not a curated record.